Molecule: messenger RNA, 3000 nt
Organism: Phaeodactylum tricornutum CCAP 1055/1
Lineage: Eukaryota; Bacillariophyta; Bacillariophyceae; Surirellales; Neidiaceae
Exons: 1
Coding region: 1-3000 (999 amino acids)
Source: RefSeq, a predicted model, not a curated record
AUGGCUUUGUAUAUUGAGCCUAACAGAUGUCACAGCGGCUCGCCACGCCAAAGGGUGGGUAACCCAACCCUCGAGAACGUGGCGGAAGAAAUGCUGAACGGGCUCUUCUGCCAUUACGAGCCUCCCGACCAGUCUCGGCGAGAUCGAAGUGAUUCGGGCCUGACCAGGUCCAUCCUCCUCCCUCCUCGUGAUUUCCGCCAGCAAAGUGUCCGCUCUAAAAAAGAAGUGCGUUGGUCCGACAGUAUCAAAGAAUCGCAAGACAACGGGUCUCCCAGAGCGAUUCACUGCAACGUCGGUUCACACUGCGUCGACGCUGGCAUCGAAGCCGGAUGCGUCGACCCUGAACACAAGGGAGUUACCCGCGAUUACUUUGCCAAGUACGACUACGAUUUGCAGCAAGUCGACAGUACUGAAAGUGGCGCGCCGUUUCGUCCUUCUUGUCUCCACAAGAAUGUAGUCUUUGAUGACGACGGGAACCCGAUUGCAUCCGUUCCCGGGACCCCGAUCCCUACGCUCCCCCCUCUCCCUCCGCUUCCAUCCAGGAGGGAGCGAUUUAUUCCCGAGCUUUGUGGUAUUGGUAUCAAUUGUGGCGAAGACGAAGAGGAAUUGCGUGAGAUGUGCGCUUCCAAGCCGUAUCGUAGGCCUUCGCAACCGUACGACUACUCCGAAGACGAUGAAGACAACUCUCUUCUUCUUGAAGAAAACAACUAUGAAAUUCAAGGAAGGGCAACAUUCAAGACUCGCGGGCGCAAAUCUCUUCCCACCCCCGCCUCCAGUCCGCCCACCGAAACCAAGUCGUCCCCAACAAAGAACAACGUAAAUGGAUCAACAUUACACGAGGCCGACUGGGAGACUACUUCCAACGCAUCCUCGUCACUGUUUCGCCGUAUACUUCCUCGUUGGAAACGUAACGGCAGCAAGCAUAGAGAAGCAGUUUCUGAAGAGCAGGCAGUUCUCGAUCCAAUUGAACGGCAGCGGGCAGAAGACAAUAGAAAGGCUGAAAAGGCUUCCUUCUUGCUUAAGGAUUCGAAACUAAGAGCUUCGCAAGCAUCCACAUGCGAAGAAAACAACGACUGGGACGACAUUGUACCAGUCGCUCCACUUUUGAAAACGGAAAUUUCGAGUCAGCUCCCUCAUAGGCCCGCUGCGUGUCAACCCACUAGUAACGCCGCUGCCCUUUAUACCGUUCCAAAAUUGGAAGCAGCAAAGCGCGACCCGUCUCCUAGCCGGGGGCGAGGCCGCAGUGAUAGUCUCGACAAGAAAGAGAAACCCAGACGCGGUUUUCUGAAACGACGAAAGAGAUCCAAGUCGCCCUCGUUGCCCGGAAAUUCUUUAGUUGUCUUGAACGCGCUUCAAGAUAAAACCGACUGUGAGCGCAAAAGUGCCAUUGUGGCUCACAGGCAAGGACUAAAUCAAACGGGAUUGCAACAGCCUCUUCCGAUGGGAAAAAACCCUUAUCAGCCUUCUCCAGCAAACCCAUCCCGUGAAGAACUUCUUCUCAAAAGGCAACAACAGAAAUCUGCAUCUAUUCCUCCAAAUUUGAUUUCGAGGGAACAUGUGGACCAACAACAACCGCCAAUCAUACAACAGCAACGCAAUGCUUUGGCGCAACCGCAGUUAAUCCAUGAUUCUCGCUUUCAUCCAGCACAUCCUUUGAAUCGUUCUGUUAGCGGCAGCAAUGGCAACAGUCAUUCUCUUCAUGCAACCCACAAACAGCUUGUGGAUGCAGUAGAUGAUCGAACAGAGCGAAUGAGUUUCAUUGCAGCUCACCGUCAGGGCUUCGAUGAAGACAUAAGGGUGGCCACUCUCGCCCAGUCCUCCCGUCACGAUGUACCAGACUGUCUUGACGAUCAAAUGGAGAGAAUGAGUUACAUCACCGCUCAUCGUAAGAGUUUUGGCGACGGGUCAUUUCAUUCUGCGAAAACGCCGUCGCAGAUGACAUUGAUACAUGAAUGCCAGCCUCUUGCAGAUUACCGCGGAGGUAUACCAUCGACCGGGCGUCAUUAUUCUCCCCACGAUCAACGCAUUUCCUUAGAGCAACCUUUCAAAGACAAACGGAAAAUAACAAGGGUGGAGCAAAAAGCUCUGAAGAAGCUCGAUAGGGAACAACGCAACGAAAUGCGAAGCGUAGAGCGCUUGAUUCGAGUACGUAAUCCUACGCAGCACUUAAAGACUUUAGGGUCAUCGAAUCCGCAAAAUUCGGCCAUAUUCCGAAAAGUUGAUGUACCCGCUCGAAGUCCAAGCCAUCAAUCUUCCUACCAAGAACCACCGUUGCCUUUCCGUCCAGUUGAGAAUGUGGAUCAAACCAACCCCAGCCAAGAUCCUCCAGUCCAGACCACUGGCUCUUUUGAAAAGUUUGAGGGAGAGAAACCUAUUGAAACUACUUGGGAGGAAAGAACACGAUUAGCUUGGGAGCGUCUGCGGGGAAGCUUCACCAUGGAGAGCGCGACGGAAAAAUCCAACGAAGAGGCCCAACUGUUACGCCCGCCUAUAUCGAACCAGUCGCCCUCCCAGCAAGUACGGGGCAUUCUGAAGAUACCGUCGCACGAGAAGCGCGUGACCUUCGGUCAAGACACAGAACACAUUUUUGACAAGGCAGAAGAGAACAUACCAAUGCAGAGUGAAAACGGGUCUUACGUUCAAAAUACCGGUAGGCUAUCCACGACAAUGCCACAGCCACUGGGUAUGGUCGACCUUACGGAUCAGCACGGUCGAGUCACCAUGCCAUCCAUGUAUCCCCAGAACCUGCCACCCAUUUCAUCCAGCAAGAAAACAAAAAAAGUCUUUCGCGGCGCAAGGAUUUUCAGCGAACUAUUUCGAAAAGGGAAGAAGCGUAGCAGCCGUAGCAAAAUGACAAAGGGAUCGUUCCGAGUCAACCCUAUGGAAAUCGUCAAUUCACUCUCAACUGAAAUUACCACCCCGUCUAUCUCACGUUCUGGGGAUGAGUAUGAUAUGCUUGGAAAUACCGCGAUGGGCUACAACGUAAUGCACGCCGUAUAG